AUGUCGGCCGAAGAUGCCCUCGACGCAGCUAUCGCCCGCUUCAAGGCGCGCAACCCGUGCUCCGAAGCCUUGUACAGACAGGCCGUCGAGAGUUUACCCGGCGGCAACACACGCACGCAGCUGUACACGUUUCCCUUUCCCGUGUACAUGAAGUCUGGCCAGGGAUAUCAGGUCACUUCUGAGGAUGGUCAUAUAUACACAGAUAUGGUGGGCGAGCUGACGGCAGGCUUGUACGGGCACUCUCAUCCCACCAUCAUCACCACCAUCAAGAACGUUCUCGACACCGUAGGCCUCAGCCUGGGCGCGACCACUGCCCAAGAGCACGUCUACGCCGCCACCCUCUGCGAGCGGUUUGCCCUGGACCGCGUGCGCUUCUGCAACUCAGGCACCGAGGCCAAUCUGCAGGCUCUCGUGGCCGCGCGCGCCUACACGGGCAAGAGGCGCGUUGUCGUCUUCUCUGCUGGGUAUCAUGGCGGGGUGCUCGGAUUUGCAGGCGGCAGACCUGGGCCGGGGGCGGUGGACAGAGGGGAGUGGGUGGUGGUGGAUUACAACGACAGCGCAGGUGCGGAGGCGGCGAUUCGUGGGGAAAAUGUUGCGGCUGUGCUCGUGGAGGCGAUGCAGGGCAGUGGAGGCGCGAUUCCAGGGACGCAUGAGUUCCUCAAGACGAUCGAGGCUGUGGCUAAAGACGCUGGUGUAUUAUUCAUCCUCGACGAGGUCAUGACGUCCCGUCUGGCGCCUGGCGGCCUGGCAGAAGUCUACCACAUCCAACCCGACCUCAAGACCUUUGGCAAGUUCCUCGGCGGCGGCCUGGCCUUUGGCGCCUUUGGCGGUCGGGCAGAGAUCAUGUCUGUCUUCGACCCGAGACUAGCCUCGACACAACCGCUGCCCCUGGCCCACCACGGCACCUUCAACAACAACACGCUUGUGAUGCACGCGGGCCACGCAGGGCUGACGAAAGUGUACACGCCCGAAGCCUGCAGGGACCUCAAUGCGCAAGGGGAUCGGCUGCGUGCCCAGCUGCUCGCGUUGACUCAGGGCACCAAGAUGUCCUUCACUGGCGUUGGCGCCGUGGUCGGGUCACACUUCACGGAGCAAGGGUUUCAGGCCAUCCAAAGGUGCACGGAGGAAGAUGGGACGCUGAAGCAGCUGUUCUGGUUCGAGAUGAUGGAGGAGGGCUUCUGGCUCACGCAGCGAGGCAUAUAUGCCCUGAUUCUUGGGACGCCGCAGGAGGAACUGGACAGGUUUGUCGGGUGUGUGGAGGCCUUCUUGAACAGACAUCAGGCUCUUGCUCGUGUAUGA
This is a messenger RNA of Cryphonectria parasitica EP155, 1299 nucleotides long. RefSeq names its product PLP-dependent transferase. Gene Ontology annotation, molecular function: transaminase activity; pyridoxal phosphate binding. The transcript is spliced from 3 exons. Lineage: Eukaryota; Fungi; Ascomycota; Sordariomycetes; Diaporthales; Cryphonectriaceae. The record is from RefSeq and is a predicted model, not a curated record. The coding region runs from base 1 to 1299 and encodes 432 amino acids.